Molecule: messenger RNA, 222 nt
Organism: Closterium sp. Yama58-4
Lineage: Eukaryota; Viridiplantae; Streptophyta; Zygnematophyceae; Desmidiales; Closteriaceae
Source: the annotation of a GenBank genome assembly
AUGGCUCCCGUGGAAAGAGACGAGGAGGUGGAGGCGGAGGAGGAGGAGGAGGAGGAGGAGGAGGAGGAGGAGGAGGAGGAGGAGGAGGAGGAGGAGGAGGAGGAGGAGGAGGAGGAGGAGGAGGAGGAGGAGGACGGGGAGUUUGAAACGGGUGCUAGUGGUGGUGGCAGUGGCUCAGGUGAGGGAUUGGCAGAUGGAGGAUUAGCAGCCCUGAUUGGUUGA